AGGACAACACGAAAAAGGAAAUCUCAAAAUCGGAUUUGGCCCAUUUUAUACGAUCCCCGAAGAAUCGACGGCGAAAAUGGAGGAACAGAAAGACGGCGGCGGCGUGAGCAGUUUGUUCGAUGGAACCGCACACUGGUGGUGGGCAAUCGGAAGCGGAGCCCAAAUCAUGUGGGGAGUGAGAUGUAUUCGGAGAGGUUACGCCGGCGACAUGAGUUUAAUGCCGCUCAAAGCCUUCGGUGUCGCAUCACUCUUCGUCGGCGCGAUUGCCACCACAUCCGUCGCAUUUCUCAGCGCCACGGGGAUCCACUCGGUCCAAGAUGCGAUUGAAAUGGGAGCUAACAUUAGAACGAAUUUGGGGAUUACUCCUCAAAUACCUGAAAAGCAGAUAACCGAGGCGGAUGAUCUAUCAUGAACAAUUUCGAGCUUGGUACUCUAAUCGGAGACGGUCAAGGAACAGCUCUCCGGUAGUUUCCAGCAUUCAUGGGAACGGUGUUCUUAGUUGCUGCGAGCGAUUCGUGUAUGUCUAUAUAGUUCGACAGAACUCUGUUCGUGUUUGUCUGAAAAAAAUUUCGGUUUCUUUUUUGGGGAAAGGGAAGAGAGAACUGUCAUAAGCUAUAGCUGAUGUGGUAAAGACUUGUAUUGCUCGAUCUCAGUUUUUCUUUAAGGUUCAAUAAUGUUACCAAAUAUUAACGAACGACUCUCAGAAACACCACAAUCAAUUUGGAUAUCAUAAAGCAUAGAUUUGUAUAGACUUAUUUU
This is a messenger RNA of Thlaspi arvense, 759 nucleotides long. The record is from the annotation of a GenBank genome assembly. Lineage: Eukaryota; Viridiplantae; Streptophyta; Magnoliopsida; Brassicales; Brassicaceae.